GUCUGAAUAUAAGAGGAGGGUCCUAUUGAAGGCAAGAGGCUUUAGAUAUUCUCUGGUAUAUAGACACAUAACAGUUAGCUGAAGAUCCUUCUACAGUUUCUGCAACUAUUACAGACUCAAGUACAAGAAGAUCUACUAGGACAUUCACUGAUUCAGGAUUGUACAAUUGAUUGUAGAAUAAACAAUACAAAAUACUAUUGAAGAUUUGAACAAACGGCACAAAUGGAUUAAUUCUUUUGCUGAACAUGGCUUGAUUUACUUUCAACGGGAAGUUGACUAAUGGAACAUAACAGUGACUGAGUUCAUAUAGUAGAUAUAUGAGAUUAUGAAACUAAUAGUCAUAGAAGACUCUCCGCUGUGUUCAAAAGUGACGAUACCCCAGUUGCUAUGGCAACGAUAGCUCCCACGAGUACUAGCCUCCCGCCAUCUGACAAGAAAUCACCACCGAGACGGGAGAAGAUAACCUCAUCAAAGACCCCACAGUCUGUGAAACAAGAAACCAAGAACCUAAAGAGGAAGCUAUUCACCCCUGGGUCAGCAUCUGAAGAUGAAGAUAAGAAGCAGACCCCAAAGCGCAAGAAGAGUGUAUGCAUGGAGGGCAGUCUGACCCCUGGACAGGGGACCCCCAAGACAGGAUCGGGGCGGCUCACAGUUCCACUCUCAGAACGACAACAGAUGGCGCUUCUCAUGCAGAUGACAGCAGAAAAAAAUGCUCCAGAACCGUCAUCGACGCCUACUUCACCGAGCCACCCGAUGCCUGCAUCCAGUAUCAAGAAAACUCCACUUGAGAAGCGGAUUCACAAACGUAACGAGCGUGGUGAAACAGUGCUCCACCUAGCGGCAAUAAGAGGCGAUUGUAAGCAGACUAAGAAGCUAAUUAAAGCUGGUGCUGACGUGAAUGCCAAAGAUUUUGCGGGAUGGACAGCUCUACAUGAAGCUUGUAACCAUGGCUGGUUAGAUGUGGCUAAGGCUCUGCUGAGAAAUGGCGCAGAUGUCAAUGUACAGGGCUUAGAGAAUGAUACACCACUACACGAUGCGGCCAUAAAUGGUCAUAUAAAGCUUGUGAGGCUGUUGGUUCGACACGGGGCUAAUCCAUACCAACAGAACAGCAAAGGUACCUCACCACUAGAUGUCGCUGCUACCAGUACUAUAGUGAAGCUCCUGAAAGGCGAUGUGUUGACGAGCAGCGAUAGUUCCGACAACAGUUCACCUACAUCACCUGAGAGUAUUCUCUCUGAUAAAGAGGAAGAAAAGACAGAAUCUCAAGACUCUGAGUCUAUUGGCUCCCCAAUACACAGUCAGCUCCAGCUAGAUGCCCUCGGGCUAGCCACAUCAACAGGGGCUCCACGGACCUUCCCCCACCCUCAGAAAUCUUCCCCCUCAUCACAAGAGCAGUCUUCACCAAGGCUGACCCUCAAGUUCCAGCACUUGAAAAACAAGGACCGAGAGGCUGCUGCGGUGGUUCCACGUAAAUCAUACAGUGUGGCGUAUAACGAAGAUAAAGGGGAAGGUUUACGAAUACCAUCCCCAGCAUUUAGUUCAUCAAGCCAAGACAGUGACUUAUAUAACCCUAGGCUGAAUAUAGAUUCAGGCACAGAUGAAAAAGUUAAUUCAACCGAGAGCAAAUCAAAGCCUGCCAGCUUACUAGACUUUGCUAGUGCCUUCAAUUCAUUUGUGGGCACCGGUUCUACCUCUAAAACUGAAGAGUCAGCUACUAUGGAAAUACCCACAACAGAAGCUUCACCAAGUAGUAAUAACAAAAUACGACAUAUACUUCCAAACUUAGACCCUAAACCCUCCAGCACUCCCGCCAAACAGAAAGAUCCAUAUGCAUUUGAGGAUAUUUCAGAUGAAGAAGUGAAACAUUUAAAUAAAAGUAAAUCUAGGGUAGCUGUAGACUCCUCCACAGACUCCUACAUUCCAGAACACAGGAUUGAUAGACUAAAGGCCAAGCAUAUAGACCGGCCAGUAGAUAGACUACAUGAUAGGUUACUAUCAGAUAAAGGUGCAUUCCGGGUGAGUGGUCCAGUUUCAGCCACUAAACAAGAUAAACCUGAGGAUAAAGAUCGUGUAUCUCCCCCUGAAGCCACACCAUCUAGUUCAACUGACCAAUCCGGAAUCACCUCAUCUUCACUCCUUACAGACACUUCUAUUGCCAAAGACAAAUCAUUGAAAAGGAAAGAAAUUCCAACGGGUAACAUUUUUAAAUCAGAGGAAAGCAAUAUAUUUGGAGAAAAAGAGGCCAAGUUAUCACCACGAAGUGAUAUAUGUAAAGAGCGAGAAAGGAAAUCAUCCCCCAAAUUAGAUUUAUUCCGCAAUUCACCAAGGAGUGAUUAUAGUGCGGGUUCGUCACCGAAGAGUGACAAAGAUAGGUCUAAUUCACCAAAAGUUCCUCCUCUUAAAAUUAUUAUACCGUCCAAAGGUAGUUCCAAGGCCAGUAGUAGUAGUGGCAGUGCCAGUCCAGAGAGUGAAGAAAACAUUCGGAAGACAACAAUGAAACCUGCACUUCCCUAUAUUCUCCAUGCUUCAGGUGGAGAGGGAGAGCAAACAGGAGAAGAGCCAAUGUCAACUGAGGCUGUUCCAGUCACCUCCCUUGAGCCAACUGAAUCAGAAAAUGCUGAUAAAGAUGGUGCUAGUGCUACAAUAGAACCACAAGAGGCUGAUUCAACUAAAGGAGAGGAUUCUAAAGAUGGCACAAAGGAGGACAGUAAAGAUGAAGAUAAAAGAGAGGAUAGAGUUCCUAGGUCGACCCGAACUCUGCGCUCCCACACCGCCAAACAGGAGGCUCAACAGGCAACAAGUACCAGCCAGAAUGGCAAAGGGAAAGCAUCUUCAAGUUCUUCAAACAGUGAGAUGUCGAACGAUAGUAAAAAAGAGGAGGAACAUAUAAAUGUUCAUCCACGAAAGCGAAAACUGCGUGGGGGACGUCAUGAGCCUACAGAAAAGCCUGUGCAGACUGCCACACCUCCAUUACCUCCACUUGCGUCCUAUGAAAAGCCAGAGAAUCCUUAUGAGCUAUAUUUGGACAUUCGCAAACAGAUUGCAGCACGUCGCCACAACAUGUUUGUCGUCCAGCCAAAAGCCCCCAAUGGUUUCAAGGACUAUCUCAUGAUGAGUGGCAAUUACGUCCUAAAGGGAAACACGGCCAGUAGGUUCGCUGUUCCUAUGUUGUCACCUCCAAACUCUGUAAGUUCUGGACCAAUGAGGGACCUUUUCAUGGAGCAGGAAAAAGAACGCUACAAACUCCGCCUACAACACGUCGUAGAGAGGGAAAAACUAAUGUUAUCCAAUGAGCAGGAAGUGGUCCGUGUUCAUGGUAGAGCAGCUAGAGCGUUAGCCAAUCAGAGUGUGCCAUUCAGCGCAUGUACAAUCUUGAAAGACGAAGAUAUAUACAACAUGUAUAAUCUUGACGCUGAGAUGGCAGCCGAUGAAAAAGAUAAAAAUGUGCGGUCGCGCUAUAAUGGCCGUCAAUUCCUCUCCUGGAUUCAGGACGUGGAUGAUAAAUAUAUGAAAAUAAAGGAAGCACUGUUACUGAGACAUCAUCAUGAGGCUGAGUCUUUACAUGCUGUACAAAAAAUGGACUGGGAAUUCAAAAUGAAAGAACUAGGAAUUUGUGACUAUAAAUCAAACCCAGUUAUUGAUGACUUACAUGUGCCCAUGGUACAUGUGAGUGAUGAAUUUGAUUUACUACCAACGUAGCGGCAGUUUAGAAAGAGGGGGAUAUAUGUCAAAUUUCAGUGGAGAGAGAUCGAGAAUUUUACGAAUUUACAAAAAUGAUUUUAAAUGACUUAGCAUUGUAGUUUUUGUAGCUAUUGAAUCAGUAUAGCUGCCCGGUGAGUGAAAUCAAUUUUAAAAAGUUGUAUGGAGUUACUCUUGAUAAGAAAUAUGAUCAUUUUGAUUAUAAAUUUUCAACUCCUGUUUACCUCAUUUAUAUUUUAAAUUGUGACUCCAUUAAGGCCAGUUUUAGCUUCAGUUUUAUAGAAAUGAAUAAAUCAAAUGUGAUAUAGACAAGGCUCUAGCAAAGACAAGGCUCUAACUUAGACGAGCCUCUAGCUGCCUGGUUUAAAUUGCAUUAUGAUCAUGGGCUCUGAACCAUAGUUCGAGCAAAGAAUGCAGAUAUUGAGAAAAUAUACUGCAAAGCUAAUGAGUGAAUUAUGUUUUAAUUGCAUGUUUGUGUAACUGUUCUAGAUAUUUUGUGUACCCAUGAAGGAAAAUGAUCAACAGACCUAUAAAGAACUUAUAUUUUGUUUUCUUGUGUUGUUUUUAGCGAUUUGAACAAUGAAAAUUGUUGGACAAAUGAUGAUUCGAAAACAGGGAGAAAAAUUUAGCAGGGUUCACAAUCAAGGUUGAAAACAUGAUUCUUACAAUUAUUGGCAUAUGAUCCUUUGCCCAAUGGGCACCAAGUUCAUUGCUGAGUAAAAAUUGAUUGCCAUAGCCAACCAACUGGAAGUUUUGAACCCUGAAAUAUAGGCUUGUGAGAAAUCAUUUUCUUUCCAUGGGUACUUUUAUUUUACCCGUCAAAAGUACUUCAUUCUUACUCCUGCUCUCGAAAACAAAAGGAAUUUUUGAGAGUAGCGUGUGACAUUGAAUUAUUUAGGACGUCAACUCUCAUCCUCAUGUUGUAAAUACAGACCUCCAUUUAGCGCCAUCAUUUCAAAGAGUGCUUAUUUUUGCAGAUUAUCAUGUUAUAUUGUAAAUAAAUAAACAAUGACAUUGUAUAUAAUAAUUGUAUAUAGUAAAACAGUCAGAUACAUAUUGUACAUAUUGUAGAAUCAUAGAUUUAAGGCCUCAUAUCUGAACAUAAAUGUACAUCGAAUGCAUCUUUAAGGAUCCCAGGCUGUGCAAUCAUUUGAAUUCACUUCCCAAGUAUUAUAACGUCUGUUUAUAUUAAACAAAUGAAAAAACUAGAGCACUCUGGAAAGUGAGCAGUCGUGGGUUCGAUCCCCACUAUGGUAGACUGACUUUUUUACAUCGGCCCUAAGCACAGAAUUUCAUGAUUAACAAAUAGUUGUCAAAAAAUGAUGUACAUUUGUGUUUUGAUUUGUCUCUAAGGCAACCAAUUAAGGUGAUGCAGAUAUGAAGAAUUCAGAUUGCCUUAGAAAUUCAACUAAAAAGUGAUGCCAAUUUAGAGAUCUAUUUUAAUGAAUGAAUCAUAUUUUAAAUUGUAUUAGCAUUUAUUGCAGGCCUGGCUUGGAAGAACAGUUUUUAUCAUAUUUUGGAAUCGAUCUUCAGAUUGAGUCAUGAUUUCAUAUAUUUUUACAUUUGAUUGCAUUUUGGAUGAAAUGCAUUUAAGGUGGGCUUAGAUUGGCAAAUUUUGGACACAUUUACAACCUAGUCCGUCCACCUUAAUUGAUAUUUCUAUUUCAUAAAAAACUGUUUAGAUUAAAAGUAAUUAAGUGAUUACAUUCUUUUUAAAUGUUAAUAUUGAUGUACAAUUUGAAUGGGUUAAGCAAUCAGUGUCAAAGGGCUUUCAUCUAGUUUUCUUCUAUUAGACUAUUGUAAAAUGUCAUGAUAGCACUGUUGCUUAGUUAUAUUAUAUUACACUAGUGUAAAAUGUCAGGAUAGCACCAUUGCUUAUUAAAUUCAAAAUAAAAUAUUGGCGAAGGACAUAAUGACUCAUAAUCUGUUGACACAAAGGUCAUAUGAGUUCAGAAAUUCUGAAAACAUGAUAAUCCUUAUCAAAUUUAAAGGACCUUAAUACUGCUAGAGUGUGUUUCUAGUAAAAUUUAAUGAUUGUGGUUGAUUUCUAUAAUGUUACAUAGGUUCUAUGUUAUUAUAUCAUAAUGGUUUGGUGUUAUAUCACAAUGGUUCAGUGUUAUAUCACAAUGGUUCUAUGUUAUAUCACUAUGGUUCUGUUCUUUCACAAUGGUUCUUUGUAUUUGUGGUAUUGUAUUGUAGUCUACAGUACAUCAUGUGAAGAUGUUCACAUGAAAAUAAAUUCAUGAAAACAA
Messenger RNA from Owenia fusiformis, 5951 nucleotides. Lineage: Eukaryota; Metazoa; Annelida; Polychaeta; Sabellida; Oweniidae. The record is from the annotation of a GenBank genome assembly.